ACACACACAGUGGGCACCUCGGACUCCUGGUUAAGGCUAUUCCUGCUCUUUCAGCAAGCCAAAUUUGCCAUUAUGCGCGAGAUUGUUCAUCUACAGAUCGGACAGUGUGGGAAUCAGAUCGGCUCAAAGUUUUGGGAGGUGAUCAGUGAUGAACAUGGCAUUAACAGAGUUGGAGCAUACGAGGGCGACAUGGACCUUCAGCUGGAGAGAGUCAAUGUUUACUUCAAUGAAGCACAUGGUGGAAAAUAUGUUCCAAGAGCACUGUUAGUGGACCUGGAGCCGGGCACUAUGGACAGCGUGAGGGGCAGUCAGAUUGGACAACUCUUCAGGCCUGAUAAUUUUAUACAUGGCAAUUCUGGAGCUGGCAAUAACUGGGCCAAAGGUCACUACACCGAGGGCGCAGAGCUUGUGGAACAGGUUGUGGAUCGCGUCCGGAAUGAAGCAGAGAGCUGCGACUGCAUGCAAGGCUUCCAGUUCGUCCACUCAUUAGGUGGCGGCACUGGUUCAGGAAUGGGUACCCUAAUUAUCAAUAAGAUCCGAGAAGAAUAUCCUGACCGCAUCAUGAAUAGCUUCAGUGUAAUGCCCUCGCCGAAGGUUUCCGAUACAGUUGUAGAGCCAUAUAACGCGACCCUAUCCAUUCACCAACUGAUCGAGAACACAGAUGAGACGUAUUGUAUCGAUAACGAAGCGCUGUACGAUAUUUGCUUUCGCACUCUAAAACUCACAACGCCAACCUAUGGAGAUCUCAACCACCUUGUAUCUCUCACCAUGAGCGGGGUCACUACUUCCCUCCGCUUCCCAGGCCAACUCAAUGCUGACCUUCGGAAGUUAGCUGUCAAUAUGGUGCCUUUCCCACGUCUUCAUUUCUUCAUGCCUGGUUUCGCUCCUCUGACAGCACGUGGUAGCCAACAAUACCGAGCUCUAACGGUGCCCGAACUCACCCAGCAGAUGUUCGACCCCCGCAACAUGAUGACCGCAUGCGAUCCUCGUCGAGGACGAUAUCUAACCGUUGCAGGCAUUUUCCGCGGUCGGAUGUCCACUAAAGAGGUUGACGAACAAAUGCUCGCCAUUCAGCAGAAAAACAGCAAUUAUUUUGUGGACUGGAUUCCUCAUAACGUCAAAGUGGCCGUUUGCGACAUCCCACCACGAGGGCUCAAAAUGGCCUCCACCUUCAUCGGAAACAACACCGCCAUCCAGGAGGUUUUCAAGCGCAUCGGAGAGCAGUUUGCACUGAUGUUUCGACGCAAGGCUUUUCUGCAUUGGUACACAGGUGAAGGCAUGGACGAGCUGGAGUUCAGCGAGGCCGAGAGCAACCUGAACGAUCUGGUGUCAGAAUACCAGCAGUAUCAGGACGCCACCGCCGAUAUGGAUUAUGAAGAAGAGGAGGUGAUGGAAGAGGAGUCUUCAAUAGCGCACAGCACUCAAGUGGAGAUUAAGACUGAAGUGGUCACUGAAACUUCAGUCAGUGAAUGAUGUGAGUGUGGGAUUUAGUGAACGAGUGGGACGAGUGGAUCAGAUGUAUGGAGUGAGCUGCAAAAAAUUAUUCAGAUGCUAAAAGUCGCCAUGAAAUUAAAAUUGGCCCUUCUUAUUUUUAUGUUUAUAUAAUAAUAAUAAUAAUAAUAAUUCGUUACAU
Danio rerio (zebrafish) is the source of this 1633-nucleotide messenger RNA. RefSeq names its product tubulin, beta 1 class VI (gene tubb1). The record is from RefSeq and is marked validated. NCBI's taxonomy places the organism in Eukaryota, Metazoa, Chordata, Actinopteri, Cypriniformes, Danionidae. Gene Ontology annotation, biological process: microtubule-based process. Gene Ontology annotation, molecular function: GTPase activity; structural constituent of cytoskeleton; GTP binding. Gene Ontology annotation, cellular component: cytoskeleton; microtubule.